Molecule: messenger RNA, 1010 nt
Organism: Folsomia candida
Lineage: Eukaryota; Metazoa; Arthropoda; Collembola; Entomobryomorpha; Isotomidae
Exons: 2
Coding region: 259-888 (209 amino acids)
Source: RefSeq, a predicted model, not a curated record
AUACUUUUUGCGCACAUCACCCACCCACCCAACUUUGCAAAUAUUUCGGCGACAUGUCCCAAAUUCAGUGCAUUUUAUAAACUUUACGAUAACAUCUAAUCUCGAUUGAAAGUUUCGAGGAAGCUAACUUUUAUCUUGACGUUAAUCAUUCAUUCAUUACAUGCAUUGCUGUGCAUGAAUUGAAAAGAUUUUAUUAUUUAUAUUAUUCCAGAGUUUGUAAAAAAUUAUUCCAGAGUUUGUAAAAAAAAAGUUAGAAAAAUGUAUUUCAAGACAUUUUUCGUAUUUCUCCUCGCUAACAUUUACCUUACGGAGUGUGUUAUUCAGGAACUUACUAUAUUUUCCGAGCCGGAUUGUCAAGGAGAUGCGAUUAUUUUUCGAUCAAAACGACCAAAUCUGGAAACAGACGAAAUUAACUUUAUAAACCAAUCUAAAUCUUACAAAGUCAUUGGAUGGUGGCAAGGUUACACCCAUCCAAACUAUGGAGCCCCGCAAGGGCUGACUCACCAGGGGUAUAGUGGAUCCUGUACUAAUUAUUCCGUUCCGAGUGCAAGAUCGCUCCGGUUUUUCGGCACUGCCGACACCAGCGCGGCAUUCAUCUCGUUCUUUCAAGGGAUCGACGAACCGGAACAUAUUUCUGGAACGGAAUUUCUUGUAACUGGUCUAGCUGGACAAAAUUUUGGGUUUACCCCGACUGGACUAGUCCUUUCGAAUGCUGAAAGCUGGAUAGGAUAUGCCGACCCUGAGUUCAUGGGUGAAGGGAUUUGUUUUAUCAACAAUUCAACUGGGUUAGCCAGUUUUGACCUGAAGUCUAAUAAUAUCCAAUCCGUAACAAGAGAUUGUAACGCGAAACGUGUGGUUAGCUAUAAAUAUGCUACCGACGUUAUCUGAAAGGUGGAUUAGGUAUACAUACAUUUCUAGGAAAAUUGGUAGUGACUUUCUGAAAUUAUAUUAAUUAUUUAAAAAUACAUUUAUGUAAUAAAGCUUAAAUCCUGUAUUCAUUUAUGUACAUA